AUGAGUUCGACGCCGCCGAAGAGGGAGGGUGUGGAACCAGCCCAGUCGCCUGACGAAGAGCAUCCCAUGGAUAGGAACGCUGAGGAGACACAAACGCAAGGACUCGGGUACGAAUUCGAAGUCAAGGAACAAGACCGAUGGCUUCCAAUCGCCAAUGUUAGCGACAUGUCGUCCUCCUCUCCACAGUCCUCUACUUCCCCGCCACAGUCGUCGUUGUCCAAGAAUCCAAACAACAAUGCCUCGUCGGAUGCUAACAUACGUAACUUUGCUCCAGUCGCGCGCAUCAUGAAAAUGGCGUUGCCCGAAAACGCCAAAAUCGCAAAGGAAGCAAAGGAAUGCAUGCAGGAGUGCGUGAGCGAGUUCAUCUCGUUCAUCACCAGCGAGGCCUCCGAAAAGUGCCAGCAAGAGAAGCGCAAAACUGUCAACGGCGAGGACAUCCUCUUCGCCAUGACGUCUCUUGGCUUCGAGAACUACUCGGAAGCUCUGAAGAUCUACCUGUCGCGUUAUCGGGAGAACCUCCUCGCAAAUCAGAACAAACCACCUUCCGGGCAAUUCGGUGCAGCCGGGGCCAGCGGGCCCAACGCAGGUGCAGAGAACCAACAUGUACUGAGCGGCGAUUCCGAAAUGGCCGAAGACAGCGGCACUGCAUUCGGGUACACGGUCCACAACGGAAACGGUUCCGCCGACUAUUAA
Cucurbitaria berberidis CBS 394.84 is the source of this 693-nucleotide messenger RNA. Its product is annotated as histone-fold-containing protein. The record is from RefSeq and is a predicted model, not a curated record. The coding region runs from base 1 to 693 and encodes 230 amino acids. Gene Ontology annotation, molecular function: RNA polymerase II cis-regulatory region sequence-specific DNA binding; protein heterodimerization activity; DNA-binding transcription activator activity, RNA polymerase II-specific. Gene Ontology annotation, cellular component: nucleus; CCAAT-binding factor complex. Gene Ontology annotation, biological process: regulation of transcription by RNA polymerase II. The transcript has 4 exons. NCBI's taxonomy places the organism in Eukaryota, Fungi, Ascomycota, Dothideomycetes, Pleosporales, Cucurbitariaceae.